GGCGUAGCUACGAGGGCCAAGGGCUCCUGCCGAGGGUCCCGGAGCGAGCUGCAAGGAUCGUGCUCUGGAGAAAGGCUCAGGUUCCUGCAAGUUACUUGGGAGCUGAUCAAGACUUCAAGCUAAAGAUGGUGAUGAUGAGUCGCCUGAGGGUCAUUCUUCAAGCCUCUCCAUGCAAGGCACUGUGGAGAAGGUUCCAGAUUCCGAGGUCCAUGCUAGCAAGGCCCUGCAGCCUCUACACCUGCACUUACAAAAACCGGAACAGAGCCUUGCACUCUCUCUGGGAGAGCGUGGACCUGGUCCCGGGGGCUGAGCGCCAGUCGCCCAUCAACAUCCGGUGGAGGGACAGUGUCUACGAUCCUGGCUUAAAACCGCUCACCAUCUCUUACGACCCGACCACCUGCCUCCACGUCUGGAAUAAUGGGUACUCUUUCCUCGUGGAAUUUGAAGACUCUGCAGAUAAGUCAGUGAUCAAGGGAGGACCCCUGGAACACAACUACCGAUUAAAGCAGUUCCAUUUUCACUGGGGGGCCGUUGAUGCCUGGGGCUCCGAGCAUACCGUGGACAGCAAAUGUUACCCAGCAGAGCUGCACUUGGUGCAUUGGAAUGCAGUCAAAUUUGAAAACUUUGAGGAUGCAGCACUGGAAGAAAAUGGUUUGGCUGUGAUAGGAGUAUUUUUAAAGCUAGGCAAGUAUCAUAAAGAGCUACAGAAAUUGGUGGAUAUUUUGCCAUCAAUUAAGCACAAGGACAUGCUUCUGGAAUUUGGGUCAUUCGACCCUUCCUGUCUGAUGCCUACCUGCCCAGAUUACUGGACCUACUCAGGGUCCCUGACUACCCCGCCACUCUCCGAGUCUGUCACUUGGAUCAUUAAGAAGCAGCCCAUAGAGGUUGAUCAUGAUCAGCUUGAGCAAUUUCGGACCCUGCUCUUAACUUCUGAGGGGGAGAAAGAGAAAAGGAUGGUGGACAACUUCCGCCCCCUUCAGCCCCUAAUGAACCGCACUGUCCGCUCAUCCUUCCCUCAUGACUAUGUGCUGAACAUACAAGCAAAACCCAAGUCGUCUACCAGCCAAGUACCCCCUUAGACGCCAUUAUCUAG
Eubalaena glacialis (North Atlantic right whale) is the source of this 1093-nucleotide messenger RNA. It is a transcript of the gene CA5B, whose product is annotated as carbonic anhydrase 5B. Gene Ontology annotation, cellular component: cytoplasm; mitochondrion. The record is from RefSeq and is a predicted model, not a curated record. The transcript has 8 exons. Lineage: Eukaryota; Metazoa; Chordata; Mammalia; Artiodactyla; Balaenidae. Bases 126 to 1079 code for a protein of 317 amino acids. Gene Ontology annotation, molecular function: carbonate dehydratase activity; zinc ion binding.